AUGAUGUCCAACAUAUAUUAUCUGGGUAGCAGCGAGACUGCUCUACUUCUGCUUCACUCAGUAUCUCUCGUUGGCUCGUUGCUCCUCUAUGGUGCCGCAGUCCCUCGGCUGGAAGGCAAGCUUCUACGAGUAGCGAAACCUAUCCGAUUGCUUGCAUUCUUAUCCAAAGUCAUUGCUCUAGCGACCUUUGCUACCGCACAUGACUGGCCCAAUGCUAUUACUUUUCUUAUGCUUGGCAUAACAAUAGCUUCUGUGCUUGUGAUAAGCGACGCAAGAUAUCUAAAUGUCUUCCAAGACAAAGUUGCCGCGUACAUCUUUCUUACCCUCGAUCUCUUCUUCGACACGCUUAUUACACCCCAGUAUUCUAUCUUCUUCGCAUCAACAAUACUCCAAUCGAUAAUUAUCAUCUCAAUCCUCACCAAUCUCACGAUAUUGGUUCUUCCACCAGAUGAUUUAGAGGAAGUGGCGUCCAAAAGUGGUUGGUCUCUAACAACUCCUGUGGGACGAUAUAUCGAAGCGACUACUGCUUUAGUGCGAGGCGCUUCUCGUGACACUGGAAUUAAUCUCCAGCCCAAAGAUGUUCAACAAUCGGACCAAGAUUACAUUAAAAGCGUUGAGAGUGAUCUUGCCGAGCUACUCAACAAGCACGAAACCGCUAACAAAUCUGAACGGGUAUUCCUACCACCAUUAUACGCUAUUAUUUUAAGCAAAAGGCUUCCUAUCAUCUUCUCAUCAGUUAUGUCUGCUAUAUUGGCAGUGUCUCAAAUUCUUCUUUUAUUGAAUAGCAUGGCUCUGUUUACCCUUUCACUCAAAGUCUCGACUGCUACCUACAUCCACUUCAUUUUGGCUACUAUAACGCUAUACAUGGGGCUUGCGUUAACGCGAGCCAAGACCAAUUUCUCUGUCAAGGAAGCAAUCCAACACACCCAACAAAUCCUUUCAUCGGCUAUUAUACAGAAGACGAUGCGUCUUCGGCAAUCUCAAGCAAACGACUCCAAUGCAUUGCAUUUGCUAAAGUAUGAUGUUGAAGCUAUAGACUCAUGUUUGCAUGCUAUCAAUAUUGCCUGUCAAAGUAUCCUUAUUUUCUGCUUUGCCAACAUCGCAGUAUUGCUUACUACAAACAUGACUAUAUCACUGACUUUAAUAGCAGUGAGUGCCAAAUUCGCGCAUUUAAAUUUUAUAAAUGCAAGCACGCCAGAUCUUGCCGAUAUAUCAAAGCGGAGUGAGACUCUCUUGACAAGUACUAAGGAGAUGCUGAAAAAUAUUAUCAACAUCAAAAUCAUGGGUCUUGAGGAUCAUUACGCCACAACGCUUCAGGCUAUGAAGCAGUCUGAAUUGCAAGCAUGGAUACCUAUGCGUCAUUGGCAGUUGAAUUUCAGCGUGGGAUCGGUUGCCUUAAUUUUGACACCAACUUGCAUUGCUUUAGGCAAUCUAGUUUGGAGGCUUAAAGUGGACGGUGUUUCGAUUGACUGUAUUGCGCCAGUAUCUUCUCUCCUCUCCUUGCUGGUGGCUUUUUCGUUCGAUGAGCUUUUUUUAAUUAGAAGCUUGCCGCGUCUAAACCAUGCCCUGCAGCGUAUCGAUGAAUUUCUCGAUAUUGCAGCGCAUAACGAGUCAGCCCACUCUCAUGAGCCGGAUACGCCUGAGCCCCCAAAGGAAGCCUCCGCUAUGACUGUGGACGAUAAAACAGACAAUCAGCUAAUACAUCGCACCGUCACCCUAGACCUAAAGCCAGGAACACUAAAUGUUUUCUGCCGGCCAAUCACCUCCGAGAAGACAACAUUUCUACAUAGUCUCUCGCGAGAAAUAAAUAUCACCACAGGAUCGAUCGAUGUUCUAGAAGAUACUGUUGGCUAUUGUGGCGAAGAUAUUAUGCUACAAGACAAGACCAUCAGAAAGAACAUCACCGGCUCUUCAGCGUGGAAUAAAUUUUGGUAUCUAUCUGUGGUUCGGGUAUGCUAUUUAUGGCCCGAGUUUAAUAGAUUCCCUCACAAGGACAAGACGGUAGUUGGGGCAAACGGACCUACAAUUAGCGUCGACCUGCGAAUUAGAAUUAUCCUAGCACGCGCAAUAUAUUCAAAAGCGCCCAUUCUUCUUUUGGAGAAUGUCUUUCCAGCUUUUGAUGAGACAGCAGCUCGGGAUCUUGUGCGCUCUCUUUCUUCUCGCCACAACGGCUUCUUACGACACCUUGGGACUAUCACUGUUCUAGCAGCACAUAGCUUUCCUAUUCCCGACUUUAUUGAUUGUGUGUAUGACGUCACACAAUUUGGAGUUAUAAAAAGAGCAACCAUUGAUUUACGACCAAGUUCAUCGCUCGGAUCCAAUGUUCCGAACUCAACAGAGCCAAAGACCCAAAGACCAAAGCUACACAAUAAUGAAUCAGUAGUCGAAGUCAAAAAAUCGAUCCCACAAUUACUAAAAUUCGUUUCGGACAAGUUUGUUGACAAACAAGCAUUGCUUACCUCUGCCGGUUUCCAAUUAGCAUAUGUCUCUCUCGAACAUUCCCUCGAGUCAACGAUAUGGAGUGAUAAUGAACUCCAAAAUCACUCUCUGUAUUACUUCGUUGCACACGUUCUCCGCUGUAGCCUUGCACUCGGGUUUUACUACAUGGAACUACGGACAUUUAAGUUGGAUCUAUGUUAUGGUUCCUCAGCAACAUUGCAAGACAAGAACUCCAGUGUUCUUGAGACUCUACUGACAGAUGAUAUGUUCGCAAUUACUAAGAAGCUACCAACCACAAUGGCCGUUUUACAUUUGGAUUGCUACCAAAUAAUCGCUGAUUUCUCCAUGUUGCUCAUGGCAACCAAAUACACGAUGUGGACAGUUACAGCAUCUAUCGUGAUGCUGCAUCUGGUCCAGAGGGUCUUUGUUCAAGUAUCAAAGACCAAUAACAGCGAUCUUACAGCUUCAUAUAUGAAGUUUAUUACGGGUGUGUCCAAUGCGAUCGACGGACUGACCUAUACCCAUAGCUUCCGCUGGCAGCCCCGCGUCUGGGCUCGACUACUGAGCGACCUACGAAAGUGCCAAGCAGAAUCUACGUUGAAAGCUGGUCUAUUUAUAUGGUUGACUACGUCAGUUGACUUCAUCAUUGCAUGGAUUAUGUGUUGUCUAGCGAUAUUGUUCGUUUCCAACCCAGGAGAUGCAACGCCUCCAGCACUUGGCUUUUGUAUUCUUAUUGCUUGCAGGCUAUGUGCUCUCCUGCCACGAACAAUCAUGUCUUUGUGUGAGCUGGACGAGUUACAGGAACCGCUACAGCGCAUGCACAAGUUCUACACAGAAUUUGAGUCUGAAAAGGUUGAGAACCCCGUUCCCUUCCAAACAAGACCAGUAUGUGAAGACUCUAUUGAAUUCAAUCAAGCUGUUGUCCGGGGAUGCCAUCCAAUCACUGGCGUUGCAGAACCAGGAAUGCCAGUGACUAUCAGUGGACGUAGCGGAAGCGGCAAGUCAUCCGUACUAUCUGCUCUUCUUGGCUUACUUCCAUACGAUGGGUCAAUCAAGAUCAAUGGCUGCGAGGUUCGCACAAUGGACCCGCGCAGUAUUCGCAAGCAUAUUGCAAUUAUUACCCAGGAGCCGUUUGACAUCCCUGGAACAGUGGACGACAAUUUAUUUCUCUACAAGCUACGCAACCCAGAAAUCACAGGCCCCGUUUAUUACGAAAUCACAGAAAACAUUCUCCAACGGCUUGAGGUUCUCAACUCGAACAGAAUAAGGUACAAUACGCCGUUUACGCAGCUGCGUCUGCCAUACGGUAAAAAGCAAGGAAUGAGUAUUGCACGGACGGCUUUGCAUAAGUUUCAGACUUCCAAUGGUAUUCUUCUUAUGGACGAUGUUUGUGGUAGGAUUGACGAGCUCACGGCAGAAACGUACAGAGAAGUGGUACGUGAGUGCUUUUUCGGUACCGUUAGUAUAAUGGUUGAGACCACCGACGAUGACCUAACGGUUACUGGGUUACAACCAUUACUAGCCAUAGAAGAUGAAGAGGAAGAGGAAGAGGAGGAAGAAUUGGUCGAAGAUGGUCCACAGUAG
Molecule: messenger RNA, 4023 nt
Organism: [Torrubiella] hemipterigena
Lineage: Eukaryota; Fungi; Ascomycota; Sordariomycetes; Hypocreales; Clavicipitaceae
Source: the annotation of a GenBank genome assembly